Molecule: messenger RNA, 822 nt
Organism: Sporisorium graminicola
Lineage: Eukaryota; Fungi; Basidiomycota; Ustilaginomycetes; Ustilaginales; Ustilaginaceae
Exons: 1
Coding region: 1-822 (273 amino acids)
Biological process (GO): phosphorelay signal transduction system
Source: RefSeq, a predicted model, not a curated record
AUGGCCACAAUCCUCAUGUCGCAUCAAUCAAUCAUCGGAUCUAGCCCAAGCCUGGCGUACGACCCGUACUUUGCCUCGUCCUCCUCCGGCUCGUCGUCCUCAUCCGCAUCCUCGUGCUACUACGCCUCGUCGUCCUCUUCACCGUCUACAACGCCUCCUCCUCCUCCCGCGGCAGCAGCAGCAGCAGCAGUUGCGCUACAGGCAGCUUCGAUCAUGUGCGGCUCGAGCCACCCGCAAGACUCGCUCCCCUUUGUUGUUCUGGUGGUGGAUGACAAUCCGAUCAACCGCAAGGUGUUGACGAUUCCGCUUCGCAAGCAGGGCAUCAGCGUAGUCGAGGCCGAAAACGGCCUGGAAGCGGUGCGACGCUAUGCCGAGGUGCGACCGGCCCUGGUGCUGAUGGAUAUCUCGAUGCCCAUCAUGGACGGGUUUGAGGCGACGCGCCAGAUCCGCAUGCAUGAGGCGGCGCAGUCGGCCAACCCGCCCGAUGUCGAAGGCCACGGUGCGCUGGACGAGGUGAUCAGCAUGAUGCUGACGCACCAGAGGGCGAGGAUUGUUGCCGCCACAACGCACUCGGCGGAUCGCGACUUUGACGAGGGCAAGCAGGCCGGCAUGGAUGACUGGCUGCUCAAACCCAUCCGUCCCAGUGUGCUGGUCCAGGACAUCUUGGAAUACAGAAGGAACCACUUGCAAGAGUUUGCUGCGACUCUGGGCGCACUCGGAGUAGCCGAGGUUGGGGUGACGGCGACCGAAACGGCCAUCGACAUGGUCAUGGAACAGGCCGCGACUCCGACAGCGACAGCGGCAGCGACGAUUGCGUCGUGA